Racocetra persica is the source of this 142-nucleotide messenger RNA. Lineage: Eukaryota; Fungi; Glomeromycota; Glomeromycetes; Diversisporales; Gigasporaceae. The record is from the annotation of a GenBank genome assembly.
CAAUCUAGCCUUGGAGAUAGGAUCGAUGAAAAUAAGCCAAAUACUAAUCUUGAAAUAAAGAUGCCUCUGAUUAAUGGUGCAGCCAAAAGUCCAGUUGAAAGUGAAGAUCUCAGUGCUGAUCAAACCAAAAAUGAUGUUGAAG